AUGGCUGAAGUAGACGAAAGCACACUCGUAGGCGCUCUAAAAGAACUCACUAUAUUUGGUAGAACAUCGCUGGAAUAUGUGGAGAAAGACACUGCGAAUGGAUGUACUUUACAAGAAGUUAAUGGGAAAGUUCUUCCUUUACUUGGCCUGAUGUCAGCAGGGGCAAAGUUCUGUAACAGUCUGGGUGUGAAAAACCAGAAGGAGGCAGAAAGUUUAUGGGAACGCUUCUUUCAAAAUACAGAGGUCCGAGAAAGUGUUGAAGGUUUACUGCAGUUGGAAGUGGAGUGGGACCGUUUUUUGAAACGUUUGGAUGUUCAGAUGCAAAUGAGCGACACGGUUCUUUCCCAGCAUCCUGCAGCUCAGACGCUCAGCUCAGAUAUGCGCUUUUUACACGUCCAAACCAAAGAGAAUGUGUCUCUGGGUCAGUAUUUAGGGAAAGGGGAGAAUCUCCUGCUUGUGCUGCUCAGGCAUUUCGGAUGAUUGCCAUGACGGGACCACCUGACUGAGCUGAAGAACAGCAAGAUGCUUCUGGAAGCUCAGUCACUGCGGGUGCUGGUGGUCUCGUAUGGCUCUCUUGAAGGGGCCACUUUCUGGCUCGAGCAGACAGGCUUUGAAUUUGACAUGUUGCUGGAUACAGAGAGAACGGUGUACAAAAUGUUCGGUCUGGGUUCAUCCAUGAGCAAAGUCAUGAAGUUUAAGCUGAUGUUCCACUACUCUGAGAUUAUGGCCAUGAACCGGACGUUACCCGAAAUGCCGCCUCAGUUCAUCGAGGAUCUUUUUCAGAUGGGUGGCGAUUUUGUGCUGGAGCAGGAUGGUAAAGUGAUAUUUUCCUACCGGUGUAAAAGCCCUGUGGACAGACCAUCCGCUACUCAGAUUCUGGCCACCGUCUCUGCUCACUAUGCGCAUUAAUAAGUUCUGGAGAAAAGAAAAAGGACUUCCCAUGCUUUUCUUGCUUGCUUGCCAUUAAGAUAAGAAGGUCCAUUUCCUGAAAACUUAUAUUCAUUCGUGUUUUCUUUUAUUUACUAUGCUACAUAGAUGGCCAAAAUAAAGUAGAGAUUCCAGACGCUCAAAUUGAAGUGGAAUAGUACUCCAAUACAAAUUUUUUACAAAUAACACUUCAGAAUAAUGGUCCAUUACUUAAUAUUAGUUAAUGCAGUUAACUAAUCAUGAGUAAUCUUGUAAAGCAUUAAUUAAACAAAGUAUAGUUCUAUGUUUACCAAUGCAUCAUUAAAAUCCAAAGCGUUGCUUGUUAAUGUUACAGUCCACGGAUCCUUAAAGUCUUGAAUCCACAUUUCAGAGGUCUUAAAAAUGCAAUUGAACCAAAUGAUUUUUACAUUUCCCAAAAGAUGUUUAACAGAGCAAGGAAAUUUUCACAGUAUGUCUGAUAAUAUUUUUUCUUCUGGAGAAAGUCUUAUUUGUUUUAUUUCGGCUAAAAUAAAAGCAGUUCUUAAUUUCUUAAACACUAUUUUAAGGUCAAAA
This is a messenger RNA of Danio rerio (zebrafish), 1479 nucleotides long. It is a transcript of the gene selenol, whose product is annotated as selenoprotein L. The record is from RefSeq and is marked reviewed. NCBI's taxonomy places the organism in Eukaryota, Metazoa, Chordata, Actinopteri, Cypriniformes, Danionidae.